GUCAUAUUUGGCUAUUUGGAGCGGUAGCAACCACUACUCCUCGAGGUGCGCUGCAGAGGGCGACGCCUCCAUGCAAUGGUGGAUAGUGGAGCGUCUUACUUGGCUCCGACCUGAUUCACUAAUGAUACCAAGCUGCCGCUUCUCCGCUUCUUGCGCCAACGGUUCCACCGCGCAAAUGAAGAG
Closterium sp. Yama58-4 is the source of this 183-nucleotide messenger RNA. NCBI's taxonomy places the organism in Eukaryota, Viridiplantae, Streptophyta, Zygnematophyceae, Desmidiales, Closteriaceae. The record is from the annotation of a GenBank genome assembly.